CUCGAUUUAGAUCUUAAGUUAAUCGGCGGCGGAUAGUCAAGUCGAUGGUAGCACCUCAAAGACUCAUUCAUAACUGAACAUUAGUACUGAACACACGGGCUCUUGAGAAAAGAUAUAAAUCUUUCGAAAUAAAAUAAAGUUUGAAAUAAAGCGCCUUUUUUAAGAAAAAAGGAGUUUAUUUAAUAUUUCGAAGAGUGAUUGAAUAUAAAUGAAGAACAAUUGAGACUUUAUUAAAAAGUUUAAUAUUUUACAUCGUCAAGUGGUAAAUGUUUGAUAUUAUUUGAAAAGGAAAGAUUGCAGCCGUUACGGAUAUCUGGGUCGGUGCAGUUUGAAAAUAAUAUCGAUUGUUUGUCUUGUGACAAAUAUUUGAAUGUUAAGUGCUUGUUUAUAAGAAGACGUUCUGCUUCUCUUUUGGAUAUAGAAGAACAUUUUAAAGUGAAAGUAUCUGAAAUUUGAAUAUUAUCAUAAUAACGAUUUUGCAAUCCUAUCGAACAACUGAUGUGAUAUUGAUAUUAUAUAAUUUUGGUGAUUCAUUUAACAUAAGUCUACUUAAUAUAUUAUUAACGAGGCAUAAAAAAAAAUAAAAUUGACUGAAUCUGUGAACUAUUUGUGGUAAAAGAAUAAAUUAAAAUUAAUAUUUAUUUAUGAAGAAUUAGUACAGUUUUAUUAGUUUAGUGAUUUUUGUUCAGUUAGUAUUUAGUUAUUCAUAAUCAAAAUGAAAGAACUACCGAAUAUGUUUGCGCGACGGUACAGUGCAGUAAGUCAAAAAGAUGAUUGUGUUGCAUUAGAUCAGAAUUGGCAAAGUAAAAGAUAUCACCCGAGAAAAAGUCUUACGCAAAGUUUCGCUAUUGUAGAUUCAUUUUUCAGUGAACGUAAGACUGGAAAGAGGACAAGAUGGCCUAAAUGCACAUUUCUGCUGAUGGCUGGUGGUCUUUUAGCAAUUGCGGCUGCAAUUUUAAUCAAAAUUUUCCAACCCUACGAUUUGAUAUUUAGAUGGAAAUUAAUCUUUGAAGAAGGCGGCGAAAUUUUUAAUCUUUGGGAAAAACCACCAGUAGAUCUUUAUGUUAAAAUCUAUCUUUUCAACAUCACAAAUGCAGAUGCCUUCAUGGAGGGACGUGAAAAUUUACGCGUGGAAGAAGUCGGACCGUAUGUUUACAAGGAAAUCCUUCAGCACGGUGAUGUCGUAUUCAACGACAACAAUACAAUAUCAACUAGACCGAGACAUCCUCUCGUUUUCGAUCAGGAACUAUCUGGUGAACGACGAGAGGAUGAUCUAUUGAUGAUGGUGAACAUUGCACUUCUGAGUAUAGCCCAAGUUGCAGCUGACAAAUCAUAUUUCGUUAGGCUUCCAGUUAACAUAUUGAUCCGACAGACAAAGAGUUUGCCAAUAGUUCGGAUGACUGCUCACGAGUUCAUGUUUGGCUAUGAAACACAACUUACAACGCUUGGAAAUACCUUUCUGCCGGAUUGGAUUAUAUUUGAUAAAGUUGGAUUGAUUGAUCGGAUGUAUGACUUCAACAGUGACUACGAAACAUUCUACACUGGUGCUGAUAACCCUAGCAUUUCCGGCUUGUACGCAACCUAUCGCGGAUCAAAAGACCUUCCUCAAUGGAGUGGUGAUGAACAUUGUUCCAAUAUCCAGAUGGCUUCAGAUGGAACGAAAUUCAAGAGUUUUAUGCAACCAAAUGAGACCGCUCUAUUCUUCAGAAAGAGUAUGUGCCGUGCUCAAAAACUGAUUCCCACUGGUGAAGAGCAAGUCGUAUCUGGUUUGCAAGCAUAUAGGUUUGUUUUUGAAGAAAACGCUCUGGAUAAUGGUUACUACAACGAGAAAAAUAAAUGCUUCUGCAGAAAAGGAUACUGCCAACCUCGUGGACUUUCAGAUGUUACCGAUUGUUACUAUGGAUUCCCAAUUUCUCUAAGUUAUCCACACUUCUUAGACUCUGAUCCAAAAUUAUUAGAAGCGGUCCAUGGUUUGAAACCAAAUCGAUCGAAACAUGAGUCACACUUCAUGAUCAAUCCGACAUCAGGACUUCCUCUUUCGUGCUCCGUGAGAUUUCAAAUCAACAUGCACAUGAGAGACAUUCGAUCGAUGGCCCACGUUGAACGAUUCAGCGAUAUGACGUUGCCCAUGUUAUGGUUUGAAAUUGCCAUGCGCGAGCUCCCAAAACCAUUAGAGAGCCGAUUCAACCUCUACCUUAAUAUCCUCCCGUACAUCGAACCUGUCGGGUUUUGGGGUGGACUUGUCGUGGGAGCACUCUGUCUUAUUUUCGCUAUAGUUCAAGCCGUUGUGAAGCUACCGCAAUUCCUCUCGUCAUCGCAGAAACAAUAUAGCAACAAUAGCAGAUUCGAAAAGUCUACGUUCAGAUCCAGUAUAUAUCAGCCAUGCGAGAUGAAACUUAUGGAAGCCAAGGACAAAUAUACAACGAAACCCCAACAUGGGGAUGAUGAGAUUAUGAUUUGUAGCAUCGAUAUUAGCGGAGAGGAUAAUCAUGUAAUGGACCAAGUAACAUCGAACUCGGAUGAUGGAAAUGAGAGUACUUCGAGCCAACAUUAUGCUAAUUUGUCGGAGGAUAGCGGAAGUCAGAAUAGUGGUGAAAAUAAGAACUAUCAGAAGGAAAGCUAUAACAACGACUCAUAUGAAAGAUCCCGACUGGAUUCCACCGAAGAGAAAGGAAGCUGGCUGAUGGGAGAAGCAUCUUCAUCGGUAGAUGAUAUCGGUACUGAUCAGUUCUCAUCAUUGAUAAACUCAGACGAUGACGAUUAUGAUAGCGAAGACAAGGAAGAGCAUACAAACGAAGCGUCCAUUGUGUAACCACCACCACAUGCCGUGCAAAUUAAUCAAUGGUUUCUAAAGGAAUAAAACCCUUGGCCAAGACUGUAUGCAUGCGAAGCUUAUGAUUAAGACUAAUAUAAGGGUGAGACUCAGCACUAAGCAGCGUGAUAUAGGAUAUUAUGACAAAUCCCGAUCAAAUUUCCAAAUCAACUCAACAUCGAUCUACAACUGUGUAGAGGAAAUUAUUGUCAUUUGCUUGUGAAUUUUACACCGUAGAUAGGCAAAUUUUGUAAAAAGUAUACUCACGAAGCUAAAGAGGUUCCAAAGUAGUAGUUUUAAGAUACUCAAAAGGUUUCGGAAGCAUUACAUAUCAAUCAUUUUUACAUAAAGUUUCUGGCUUAAGUCUUUUGUUUUUCCCCAAGUCUUUUGGUUCGGAAUUUUGAUUGCCCAGUGAUAUUGCAAUCAAAAUUUAGUAAGUGAAAGAUGCAUAUAUUUGCUUUUCAUUAUAGUAUAUAUAAAAUGGCUUAUAAUUCGAUUUAAUGCACCACAAAAUAUAAUUAGCAAUAGAAAGAAUUUUAUAAAAGCCAGAAGCAAUAAAAAAUCCACAACGCAAAAUAAUUCAAAAAAAAAACAUUUUAAAAUUCCAUUUCAAAGACUCAUCUGCACUUACCUCCAUGAGGUAGAGAAAACCGCUUGAUAAAUAUCAUAAUAAAGUAGUGAUAUAAGCCUUCUCUUUAAGGGUUUCAUAUGUUUAUCGUUUAGAGGGGGAUGCAUUUGGAAGGAGAAGUAUCGCAUGUGCCUAAGUUUUGACUAAUUCUUUGGUAUAUUUGGAAGCCUGUAAAACAUAUUUCUUGAAUCGAUUCUGUGAUUUGUAGCAAUUCAAUAUAUUUUAGUGUAAUAUUAAUCGCUUUGUGAGUAAAAAAAGUGCCUUAAAUGGAAUUCCUGUGCUAUAAUCUUGCCAAUUAGAGUUGUAUUUUAGAUUUGUACAUAUCCAUGUUUAUUUUUAUCGUAAAUCUUAUGCAUUCAUGAUGCUAAAAUAUUCAAAGGAAUAAUUGUAAGGUUGAAAUUUUUUAUGCGAAGAUAAAUAAUAAAGUAUUAUCGAUACA
Messenger RNA from Hermetia illucens (black soldier fly), 3879 nucleotides. Its product is annotated as scavenger receptor class B member 1. Gene Ontology annotation, cellular component: membrane; cytoplasm. The transcript has 11 exons. NCBI's taxonomy places the organism in Eukaryota, Metazoa, Arthropoda, Insecta, Diptera, Stratiomyidae. The record is from RefSeq and is a predicted model, not a curated record. Gene Ontology annotation, molecular function: scavenger receptor activity. The coding region runs from base 716 to 2812 and encodes 698 amino acids.